Molecule: messenger RNA, 2865 nt
Organism: Oldenlandia corymbosa var. corymbosa
Lineage: Eukaryota; Viridiplantae; Streptophyta; Magnoliopsida; Gentianales; Rubiaceae
Source: the annotation of a GenBank genome assembly
AUGGCAGAGGAUUUGAGCAAACCACUGCUGCUAGCACCUGAAAGUUUUAGCAGAGAUGGGAUUGAUCUGGAGCGUAUACCAAUAGAAGAAGUGUUUGAGCAGCUGAAAACAUCUCAAGCUGGACUUUCAUCUGAAGAUGCAGACGCUCGAUUGCACAUCUUUGGCUUGAAUAAGCUUGAAGAGAAGCGAGAGAACAAGAUUUUGAAGUUUCUCAGUUUCAUGUGGAAUCCUUUGUCAUGGGUGAUGGAAGCUGCAGCCGUGAUGGCAAUUGUUCUUGCAAAUGGCGGAGGCCAGGGUCCUGACUGGCAGGACUUUGUUGGGAUUAUUUGCUUGUUACUGAUCAAUUCAACAAUCAGCUUCAUAGAAGAAAACAAUGCAGGAAAUGCAGCUGCAGCCCUCAUGGAGCAUUUAGCUCCAAAAGCCAAGGUCCUAAGGGAUGCAAUAUGGCAAGAGAAAGAUGCAGCUAUUUUAGUUCCAGGUGACAUUAUAAGCAUUAAGUUGGGUGAUAUCAUACCUGCUGAUGCUCGUCUCCUUGAGGGAGAUCCCUUGAAAAUUGACCAGUCAGCUCUAACCGGAGAAUCCCUGCCUGUAACCAAAAAAACUGGUGACGAAGUUUAUUCGGGCUCCACAUGCAAACAAGGAGAAAUUGAAGCUGUGGUGAUAGCUACAGGAAUCCAGUCCUUUUUCGGAAAAGCUGCACACUUGGUCGACUCUACUGAAGUUAUCGGUCAUUUCCAGAAGGUUCUUACUGCAAUUGGGAACUUCUGCAUUUGCUCCAUAGCAGCAGGAAUGAUACUGGAAAUCAUUGUGAUGUUCCCUAUACAGAAACGCUCAUAUAGGAAUGGGAUCAACAAUCUUCUUGUGCUUUUGAUCGGAGGCAUUCCUAUUGCCAUGCCGACUGUUUUAUCUGUCACACUUGCAAUUGGUUCUCAUCGUUUGUCUCAACAGGGUGCUAUAACUAAGAGGAUGACAGCAAUUGAAGAGAUGGCAGGAAUGGAUGUUCUUUGCAGUGAUAAAACUGGAACACUUACCCUGAAUCGCCUCACUGUUGAUCGGGCUCUCAUUGAGAUAAUUUGCAAAGAUAUGGACAAAGAUACGUUAAUCUUACUUGCGGCAAGAGCAGCCAGACUGGAAAAUCAGGAUGCAAUUGAUGCUGCAAUAGUUAACAUGCUUGCUGAUCCAAAGGAGGCCCGAGCAAACAUAAAGGAAGUACAUUUCCUUCCAUUUAAUCCGGUAGAUAAACGAACUGCAAUCACAUACAUUGAUUCUGAUGGUACCUGGUACCGUGCCAGCAAAGGUGCUCCUGAACAGAUAUUGCAUUUAUGCAAAGAGAAGAAAGAGAUAGAGCAGAAGGUGCAUAACAUCAUUGAUAAGUUUGCUGAGAGGGGUUUACGUUCCCUUGCAGUUGCCUUCCAGGAAGUUCCAGAAAAGUCUAAGGACAGUCCUGGAGGACCAUGGGUGUUUUGUGGAUUGCUUCCAUUGUUUGAUCCUCCAAGACACGAUAGCGCUGAGACAAUUCGAAGAGCUCUUAAUCUAGGCGUCUGUGUGAAGAUGAUCACAGGAGAUCAGUUGGCAAUUGCAAAGGAAACAGGUCGCAGACUUGGAAUGGGAACAAACAUGUACCCUUCUUCUGCAUUGUUGGGUCGUGAUAGAGAUGAAAAUGAAGCCCUUCCAGUUGAAGAGCUCAUUGAAAAAGCUGAUGGCUUUGCGGGUGUAUUCCCUGAACACAAGUACGAAAUCGUCAAAAUACUACAAGAGAAAAAGCAUGUCUGCGGGAUGACUGGGGAUGGUGUCAAUGAUGCGCCGGCCCUUAAAAAGGCAGAUAUAGGCAUUGCUGUUUCUGAUGCAACGGAUGCUGCAAGGGGAGCUGCUGAUCUUGUCUUGACAGAACCUGGUCUAAGUGUCAUCAUUAGUGCAGUAUUAACAAGCCGUUCUAUAUUCCAGCGGAUGAAAAAUUACACAAUAUAUGCAGUAUCAAUAACUAUUCGGAUUGUGCUCGGAUUUACACUUCUCACACUGAUAUGGAAAUAUGACUUCCCUCCUUUCAUGGUUCUGAUAAUAGCCAUACUCAAUGAUGGUACAAUAAUGACAAUAUCACAAGAUAGGGUGAAACCAUCUUUAGUACCUGAUAGUUGGAAGCUCAACGAGAUAUUUGCAACUGGCAUUGUCAUUGGCACUUAUCUCGCUUUAGUCACCGUCUUGUUUUACUGGACAGUAGUCAGUACUGAUUUCUUUGAGGCUCACUUCAAUGUGAAGUCUUUAACUGGACAUAACGAAGAAAUCACAUCAGCAAUAUACCUGCAAGUGAGUAUAAUCAGCCAGGCCCUAAUAUUUGUGACUCGCAGCCAGAGCUGGUCAUUCCUGGAGAGACCUGGGGUGCUUUUGAUAUGUGCAUUCGUGGUAGCUCAACUUGUAGCCACAUUGAUCUCAGUCUAUGCAAACAUCAGCUUUGCUUCCUUCAGUGGCAUUGGAUGGGGCUGGGCUGGUGUCAUAUGGUUGUACAGUCUCAUUUUUUACAUACCCCUAGAUGUCAUCAAAUUCGCCGUGCGCUACGCCCUAAGUGGAGAUGCCUGGAAUCUGGUCUUUGAUAGGAAGACAGCUUUUACAUCUAAAAAGGAUUAUGGAAGGGAAGACCGGGAAGCACAGUGGGUGCUUUCUCAGAGGUCACUACAAGGGCUCGUUUCAUCGUCCUCACGGGAGCUAGAGUUCAAUGGAAGGAGAUCAUCUCUAAUUGCAGAUCAAGCACGGCGUCGCGCCGAGAUAGCAAGGCUUGAAGAACUGCAUACUCUGAGAGGACACGUGGAAUCAGUCGCCAGGCUCAAGAAAUUGGACCUCAGCAACAUCACAUCAUCCCACACAGUUUGA